AUGUCUUUCGAUGUAAAACAACUUCAUACUCUUUCUAACAGUAUACAUAAAGCUGCUUGGUUCUGGGGAGCAAUUGGAAUAAUUGUCGGAUUUGUGAUUGGACUGAUUGCAAUAGUACUUCUUUAUAAUCUGUGUCUGAAGAAGAAGUUCUCGAAAAACAAGACGGACCAGAAGAAUACCACAAAAUCAGUGGAAUCGAAAAAUAAUAAGAAGAUUGGACAGGCAUUGAAUUUAUCUCAAGAUACGAAAAAUUCCAAGGAUACGAAGAAAUCUCAAGAUUCUAAAGAUUCUAAAAAUUCCAAGGAUUCUAAAGAUUCUAAGGAUUCUAAGAACUCAACAGAUUCUAAAGAUACCAAGACUACAAAAACUACAAAAGCCUCAAAAUCUACAAAAGCUACAAAAGCAUCGAAAACUUUGAAAAAGGGAAAAAUUAACUGCAUUUGGAUACAAACAUCAAUAGAACCGGCUUCAAAAGACAAAAUGAAAAGUCUGAAAGGAUCAAAAGAGAAAGGAAAGCCAUUAAAAUUGAAAGCAUCUCAAGAGAAAACAGCAAUCAAUAUUUCUUCACCAGCAAAUUCGAAAGAAACGACAAAAGGAAAACCCAAAAAGCCAUCGUCAACAGAUGUGAAACCAUUGAAGUCAUCUCCAACGAAUACAGCGAAAGGUGGAUCCAAAGAGCCUCUGACUCCAACGAAAAACCUUAAGAGACCAUCGGCUGAAACAACUCCAAUCUCAAAAUCUUCUCCAAAUUCUCCAGUUGGAUCCAAAGAAACUGCUGCAAAAAAGAAGACUGCAUAA
Caenorhabditis briggsae is the source of this 798-nucleotide messenger RNA. NCBI's taxonomy places the organism in Eukaryota, Metazoa, Nematoda, Chromadorea, Rhabditida, Rhabditidae. Bases 1 to 798 code for a protein of 265 amino acids. The record is from RefSeq and is a predicted model, not a curated record. The transcript is spliced from 4 exons.